Molecule: messenger RNA, 1930 nt
Organism: Gastrolobium bilobum
Lineage: Eukaryota; Viridiplantae; Streptophyta; Magnoliopsida; Fabales; Fabaceae
Product: cation/H(+) antiporter 15-like
Exons: 3
Coding region: 1-1869 (622 amino acids)
Biological process (GO): proton transmembrane transport; regulation of pH
Cellular component (GO): endomembrane system; membrane
Molecular function (GO): antiporter activity
Source: RefSeq, a predicted model, not a curated record
AUGGUACUUGAACAAGCUAACCAAUAUAAACAUGCAUAUGGUUGGGUUUUGUUCACUUUAUUGAUUCCUUAUUCACAUAGUGGUGGAAAACCAUUGCUCUCAGCACUUAGCUCCUUAGUUUUCAUUAUUUUUUGCUUCUGUGUGGUGCGUCCUAUCCUUCCUCCUUUCAUUGAACGCAAAACAGACUCUUAUUCAUGGGACAGGCCACAGUUCAUGGGUGUGUUGAUGGGAACUUUUGUUUGUGCAUUUAUCACAGAUUUUCUUGGCACACACCACAUUGUUGGGGCUUUUAUUUAUGGACUAAUCUUACCUCAUGGGAGGUUUGCUGAGUUGGUGAUGGAAAUGACAGAUGAUUUUGUUACUGGGGUUCUAUGCCCUAUCUACUUUGCUGGUUUUGGCUUAAAAAUCAACUAUUUAAUGAUUGUGACCCAGCCAAAAUGGCAUUUGAUGUUGCUCAUUAUGCUGCUGUUAUCCAUCCCUAAAGUUCUAAGCUCCUUAAUUACAACUUUCUUCUUUGGUAUGUCUGCUCGAGAUGGUAUAGGCAUUGGAUUGCUUCUCAACACUAAGGGCAUCAUGGCAUUGAUCCUGCUAAGCGUUGCCUGGGACAGAAAAAUUUUGAACUUAUAUGAUUUCACAAUCAUGAUGCUUGGUAUUAUAAUAAUGACUGUGCUGGUAUCUCCCUUGAUCAAUGCUACAUACAAGCCAAAAUUUCGAUUUAAGCAAUCACAGCUAAGAACUGUACAGAAGUUAAGGAGUGAUGUAGUGCUUAGAGUUGUUGCUUGUGUCCACAAUGCUUGCCAAGCCACCGCAAUGACACAUGUCCUUGAAACAGUAAAUGCCACAAGAAUUUCACCUUUACAUGUAUUUGCACUUCACCUUGUUGAACUCACUAGAUAUGGCACUGCUCUUCUUGUAGCCCAAAUGGAACAUUCAAAUUCAAAUGCACAUGGUGGAGAACAAAAACUCUCUGAAUCACAAGCAGAGUUUGAGAGCAUAACCAAUACAUUUGACGAAUUUGUAGAAGGGUACAAUGCUGUUAGAUUUGAGACAUCAAGUGUUGUGUCAACUUAUGAAACUAUCCAUGAAGAUAUAUACAACGUAGCAGAAGAGAAAUUUGCAAGCUUAAUUAUCCUUCCUUUUCACAAGGAGCUAAACUCAGAAGGUGUACUAGAAACAACUCACACUGCACAAAGUGACAUAAACAAAAGUGUUCUACAACAAUCACCAUGUUCUGUUGUGAUCUUUGUCGACCGUGGACUUGGAUCAUUAUUACAAACAAGUUUGAGGAUUGUUGUGAUCUUCAUUGGAGGACCGGAUGAUCGCGAAGCCUUAUCUAUAGCAUGGAGAAUGGCAGGGCAUUCAGGAAUUCAAUUGGAUGUGGUAAGAGUACUUUUGUUAGGUGAAGCUAAGGAAGAAGAAGAAGAAGAGAACACAAUGAACAAUGAUGCAAAUGAGUUAUUAUGUACAGUUAGGGAUAAUGGGGUACAGAAACAAAUGGAUGAUGAGUAUAUAUUUUCCUUCAGGCACAAGGCAAUGAACAAUAAUGAGUCAAUUGUUUAUUCAGAGGAAGAAGUGCAUACAGCAACAGGUGAAGAGAUUCCUUUACUACUCAAUGAGUUAGACAAAAAUGACUAUGAUUUGUACAUUGUUGGACAAAGUUGUGGUAGAAACUCUAGAGUUUUUUCCAAGUUGUUGGAAUGGUGUGACAAUCCUGAACUUGGGGUUAUAGGGGAUAUUGUAGCUUCAACAAGCUUUGGUACACGUGCUUCAUUGCUUGUUGUGCAGCAAUAUGAUUCUGGUUCAAAGCGUAAAACUCAACAUCAAAAGAAAUGUCACCAAAAGAAUGAUGGCCCUGAGAUGAUGUUGUGAAACACAGAUACAAAGAUUAGAUAUUGCAGAUUAAGGAAUGUUUUCUAUAAUCUUAAGACAA